AUGGAAUGCAAGACGGCCAAAGAUAUGUGGACCACUCUUCAAACACACCAUGAAGGAACCAGCCACAUAAAAGAAACAAGGAUUGACAUAGGAGUAAGAAAGUUUGAACUGUUUGAAAUGAGUAACAGUGAAACUAUAGAUCAAAUGUAUGGAAGGUUUACAGUUAUCAUAAAUGAGCUAAAUUCUCUUGGUAAAAAAUAUACCACACAUGAGAGAAUAAGAAAGCUACUAAGAUGUCUACCAGAAGAAUGGAGACACAUAGUAACUGCAAUAACUGUAGCAAAAGAUCUCAAAACAAUGGAUCUGGAAGAUUUCAUUGGAUCCUUAAAAGCUCAUGAAGCAAUACUUCAAGAAAAGAAACCAGCAAAGAACAAAAUGAUUGCUCUAGAAUCACAAGUAGAAGAGAACUUAAAAAGAGAAAUAAGAUGUGAUGAAGAGAAUCAUCUUCAACAAGACGAUGAGGAAGAAAUGGCUUUUCUCUCGAGAAGAAUCCAAAAGCUAAUGAUGAGAAGAAAUCAAAUCAAAAGAUCAUUCCCACCAAGAAGAAAUGAAGCUGACCUAAGCCAAGUAAAAUGCUACGGAUGCAAUCAAACUGGACAUUACAAAAAUGAAUGUCCAAAUCUAAAGCAAAGAAAACCUCCCUACAAAUCUAUGAUGGCUACAUGGGACGAUCUAGAAGAAAUACCAGAAGAAGAAGAAGCAAAUGUUUGCCUAAUGACAAGAACUGACUUUGAUGAGGUAAACCUUGAACCUUGUUCAUCAUGCAUGAAAACUGAAAAAUUAUUUGAUAAUCUCUUAUAUGAUUCACAGAUUACUGCUCAAAAAUAUGAUCAACUUAAAAUUGAACUUACUAGAGUAAUUCAAGAAAAAGAUGAAUAUAAAACUAAAAAUAAAAUUUUAGAAGAAACUUUGAAAAAAGCUCAGCAUGAUCUAGAUAAAGUUUAUAAGUUAAAAGAAAACUUAGAACUAAAACAAAGUGUUUCAGUUUUAGAAAAAGACAUAACCAAAUGUGUGAAAGCUACUGAAACUUUUGAAAAUAUUAUAGGAGUUCAACAAAGAGUUGUUGAUAAAGAUGGAAUAGGUUCUAAAACGUAUCAAACAAUUUAUGAUAAAAAUUUCUUACCUAAAAAGGAUCAAAAAAUAAAAAGACUAUUUUGUUCCUUCUGUCAUAAACAUGGACAUAUAAGAUACUUUUGCUUUAAGAAAAGAUCUACACACCAUGUAAAAGAUCAUUCUCCAGAUAAUCUCCAAAACUAUUUUCAAAAGAAAUCAUACAAAAGAUCACCUCAUAAGAAAAUACCAUUUAAAAACACUAACCAUCAAGGACCCAAAACACUAUGGGUACCAAAAGUCUUACUAAACUCAAAUGCAGGAAUGUCUGCUAGCAGUCAAGAAAAAGCCAUGGUACUUGGACAGUGGCUGCUCGAGGCACAUGACCGGAGACAGACACAGCUUCCUUUCCCUUGA
Molecule: messenger RNA, 1467 nt
Organism: Trifolium pratense (red clover)
Lineage: Eukaryota; Viridiplantae; Streptophyta; Magnoliopsida; Fabales; Fabaceae
Exons: 1
Coding region: 1-1467 (488 amino acids)
Molecular function (GO): zinc ion binding; nucleic acid binding
Source: RefSeq, a predicted model, not a curated record